AACUGCAACGAACCGCCGGACGACGACAACUGCAACGGCGAUGACGACCGACAGCGUUCAAAAACGUAUUAACAAUGCGGUGCGCCGUGCGCUCCAGAAAGAGCGACAAAAGCUGGCGCGCAAAAAAUUUGCUGCCGCUCGGAGAUUUGGGCCGGCGGCAGCAGCACCAGGAUACGUGCCGGCUCAAGUACCACCGCCGGGCUACGGGCUGCCUCCAGAACCAGCGCCAGGAUACGUGCUGCCUGCAGCACCAGCGCCGGGAUACGUGCUGGCUCCAACACCAGCGCCGGAAUACGUGCUGCCUCCAGCACCAGCGCCGGGAUACGUGCUGGCUCCAGCACUAGCGCCGGGAUACGUGCUGCCUCCAGCACCAGCGCCGAGAUACAUACCGGCUCAGGCACCAGCGCCAGGAUACGUGCCGGCUCAGGCACCAGCGCCGGGAUACGUGCCGGCUCAGCCAUACAGUGGCUAGAAAAAGUC
Ooceraea biroi (clonal raider ant) is the source of this 480-nucleotide messenger RNA. RefSeq names its product skin secretory protein xP2. Lineage: Eukaryota; Metazoa; Arthropoda; Insecta; Hymenoptera; Formicidae. The record is from RefSeq and is a predicted model, not a curated record.